This is a messenger RNA of Penaeus vannamei (Pacific white shrimp), 1170 nucleotides long. NCBI's taxonomy places the organism in Eukaryota, Metazoa, Arthropoda, Malacostraca, Decapoda, Penaeidae. The record is from RefSeq and is a predicted model, not a curated record.
GACGAAAACGAUUUGCAAGUAACCGCCGACUGGCUGCUGAGUCUCCAGAUGGACGACGGCUGCUUCCAGUCCGUCGGGCAUGUUCAUCAUCAGGCGAUGAAGGGCGGCCUGGGCAGCGCCUCGGCCUCAGCAGUGCCCCUCUCAGCCUACGUGGCCAUCGCCCUGAGUGAGGCUGGCCAUUUCGGCGCGGGCGCCCUCCCCGCCGCCGUCAGCUGCAUCGCGAGCGACACAGCUGCCACCGACGUCUACUCAGAGUCCCUGAAGGCCUACGCCCUCGCCUUGGCUUCGAGCGCAGACGCCCCCGCCCACAUCGCUGCAGCGUACGACCUCCUGACCGCCGGCGAUGACGAGGGAGAGAGCAUCUGGGUCGAGAGCGCGGCGUACACCGUCCUGGCCAUGCUGAAGGUCGAUCACGAAGACUACGUCUCCCAGGCGGUCGACCUCAUCAGGAGAAUGUCAUCCCACCGCAACAGCCUCGGGGGUUUCCACUCGACUCAGGACACUGUCUUAGCCCUCGAAGCCUUCGCUGAGUAUAGCAUUCUCUUCCCACCGUCUGACACGAACCUGGAGCUGGCAGUGACUGCCACCACCAGCUUCAACAUCCUCAUCGAGGCAGUCAACCAGCUGGUGGUGCAGACGCGGGACAUCGAAGACCCUCUGCCUUACGAUGUCACAGUGACCCCCUCUGGCACAGGAUGCGCCGUGUUCAUGGUCGUCCACCAGUUCCACAUGCCGGAGAUCGCAGCCAGCGCCACCUUCAGCAUGACCGUCACCUCCACCAGCGGCUCAUGCACUGCGGCCAACGUCACCAUCUGCGCCUUUUACCUCCUCGAAAAUGAAGAGUCCAACAUGGUCAUCGUCGAGCUUGACCUCGAGUCUGGCUACGUUGCAGAGGAGGCUUCUCUGCAACGCCUGGUGGACGGGAAGGUCGCUAAGAAAUACGAGCAAGACGAGCCCGGCGUCGUGGAGCUGUACCUCGAUUCUCUGACGUCAGCGGAGGUCUGUCUGACGGUGGCUGUGUCUCGGGAGAUCCUGGUCGAAGACGUGAAACCGGGCACCGUCUCCAUCUACGACUACUACCAAAACUCUGAGGAUAAACUGGUUAAGGUACGUCGUCUCUCACUCUCUUGGAGGUGGGGGUCGUUUUGUAUUUAGAUUUUGGAAUAUUUG